Messenger RNA from Jatropha curcas, 2520 nucleotides. RefSeq names its product RNA-binding (RRM/RBD/RNP motifs) family protein (gene ROS3). Gene Ontology annotation, molecular function: RNA binding. Lineage: Eukaryota; Viridiplantae; Streptophyta; Magnoliopsida; Malpighiales; Euphorbiaceae. Gene Ontology annotation, cellular component: nucleus. The record is from RefSeq and is a predicted model, not a curated record.
CUGAUUGCUGCAAACUUGCAACAAGCGCCGAAAAGGGUGAGAAGAUUUGAGGAAAGAAGAGCUGAAGAGGCGACCCAGCUACAGAAGCAAGUAUAUCAGAUAUGGAAGGAGGAGAAGAUGAUUCGACCACCAGAAUUUACGUUGGAGGAUUGGGAGAAAGUGUUACCAGCGAUGAUUUAUGCACCAUAUUCUCAAAAAUCGGCGGUGAUAUUAAAGCAGUGGACAUCAUCAGAACCAAAGGCCGGAGCUUUGCCUAUAUUGACUUCUCUCCUUCGUCUCAUAAUUCCCUCUCCAAGCUCUUCAGCACUUACAAUGGUUGUGUCUGGAAGGGUAAGAGAUUGAGACUUGAGAAGGCAAAAGAACAUUAUCUUGAUCGUUUGAAGCAGGAAUGGGCUGAAGAUGCUCAACUUGCAAGUAGUACAUAUACUGCUGCUGCCGAUGAUGACACGGAUAAGAAUAUGGAGUCUUUCAAAAAGCCCAUGAAAGAGCUCAGUUCAGAAAAGAAGCAGCUGCGGAUUUUUUUCCCAAGGUUGCAAAAGUUGAAAUCACUGCCAUUCAGUGGAACUGGCAAGCACAGAUACAGUUUCAGACGUGUUGAAGUUCCUCCUCUCCCUACACAUUUCUGUGAUUGUGAGGAACAUUCAGGUUCUGUCUAUACUACUGAAAAAAAAGCAAUUCCUGUUCUGGAAGAACAAGGUGGUGGGAUGAGUAAGGAAGAACUUGAUAUGAUGAACUCUGUGAUGAAUAAGCUCUUUGAGAUAGAAAAUGUUUCAGCCACUGCACAUAGUGACAUUGUACUGACGAAGGAACAAGAAAGUUCCAUCAAAGUGUCUGAUGAUUUCCAAUCUGAGGAGAAUGAAGGAUACUCCACUGAAGAUGACGAUAAUCUCAUUAUUAAUGUGGUACAGAGACGAAAGGAAACAGCCUUCACUGAUCAGGAGUCAAAGCUAAAUAAAGGGCAAGCUUCCAAAGAUGGACCAACUCAAGAUGUGCUCAAGAGUCAGACAAGAAGACAUGAUGACGGUAAUAGAAAGGGAUCUGUGUCUGCUGUUUCUGAAGGCAAUGGGAGUUUUCAGUCUAACUUGAAUGAGCCUGGAAAUAUCUUGGAGGCUAAACUCAUUGAACCAGAGUCAAUUGCCAAACAAUCAGAUCCUAAGCUUUCAUGGUCACAGAAGUCUUCUUGGAGAGAACUUAUUGGGAAUAAGAGCAGCAGUGCAAUGAACAUAUCAGAUAUAUUGCCUGGAAUUUCAUCCAAUAAGGAAGAGAAAUCCAAGUCUGAUAGUAUAACAAACUCCAAGAACAGCAAGAACAAGAAAUUAUCGAGGCGUGAAAAUCAGAAAGGUCAAACAAACAAACCAGAAGUGUUGGACAAAAUAGAAGUGGAAGUGCCUGCAGAAACUAAGCCUGCCAAACAGGAUUCUGAUUGUAUGCCAAACUCCAAGAAUGAGAAAUUAUUGAGGCAUGAAAAUCAGAGAGGUCAAACAGAUGAACAAGAAGUGUUGGACAAAAUAGAAGGGCCUGCAGAAACUCAGCCUUCCAAACAGGAUUCUGAUAGUAUAGCAAACUCCAAGAACAAGAAAUUAUUAAGGCAUGAAAAUCAAGGAGGUCAAACAGACAAACCAGCAGUCUUGGACAAAAUAGAAGUGGAAGGGACUGCAGAAACUCAGCCUACCAAACAGGAUUCUGAUAGUACACCAAACUCCAAGAACAGCAAGAACAAUAAAUUAUUGAGGCAUGAAAAUCAGAGGGGUCAAACAGAAAAUCAAGGAGUGUUGGACAAAAUAGAACUGGAAGGGCCUGCAGAAACUCAGCCUACCAAACAGGAUUGAUGGUAAAUACGGUUCAGCAACAAAGCAAGCUGCACCUCCAACAGAGAACAUAUAUAGAUCAGCGAAAAAGCAAUUUGAUCUGAGAACAAAUGUUGGAGGUGUUUUGAUAGGUGAGAGUUGCUCAUUUAUGAGGACAGAUGCAUCAUUGAAAGAGUGGGAAAAUAUUAAAGCAGCUCUUAGUGGAUCACGCAAGAGAAAAAGGUAGGAGAAAAGCAUAUUACCCAGUACGUUUGGCCUCCUGUUAGUUUUUUGCUACCAAAUGCCAGUGUUGAAUCUAGUCUAAACAGGAUUUAUAUACCGGGCCGCUGUCCCUGAGAAGUUAUUCUCGCCCUUGGAUUUUAAAGUUAAGAGAAAAAGCUUUUAACUGUAAUGGUAGUGGUGACAAGUGAUAUUUAUGGUGCCCUAACUGUGGCAAGACAAUGCAGUGAUAGCCAGGUCUGCAGUGAUGAGCACAACAAUUGUGCUGGUAAUGAUCAUGAACACAAAAACAGCAGUUCUGCUCAUGGUGGAUGCCAUGAACUAGAUAUAUUUAACAUUGUUUUCAUGCGGAAGUUUAUGUAUGUGAAGAUGGGGAAAUGGUAACAUUUUUUGUCCAGUCUAUUAAAGGAUUAUUGCUUAAUCUUGUACUUUGAUUCGGCAGGCUAUUAUUUUCAGAUAUGAACACGGUUCAAUCUACUCGUUGGUUUUGUUU